AUGGCGCCAACAAAGAAACCGAGCUCAGACUCGAAGGCUCGCUCCUCCGUCUCCCUCAAGAAAGUGAAGGGCGAGAACUUCUACCGAGAUGCGAAGACGGUCAAGCGUUUGAAGAUGCUGUCUGGGGGCAAAGCCGUGAGGGAUAAGGACGGGAGGAUCAUCGAGGCUGCCGCAUUUCAGAAGGGCGAAGAUGAAACGAAGCCAGGCAGGGUGCAGCCUGAUCGACGAUGGUUUGGAAACACCCGAGUCAUCUCUCAGUCCGCGUUGGAUCAUUUUCGAACGAAUCUGCAUGCGAAGCAGAAUGACCCUUACUCUGUUCUUCUUCGACGAAACAAGCUUCCCAUGCAGCUCUUAGAUGAUGCUGCCAAUCCCAAUCUUCGGAAGCGCUCUCACAUCGUCGAAACAGAGACGUUCCGCGAUACGUUCGGCCCAAAGGCUCAGCGCAAACGACCGCGCAUCGAGGUCGGCACUUUCGAAGAACUCGGAAAAUUAGGCUCUGUAGCAGCAGACGUGGCCGAAGAGGCUGCUGUUGUCGCAGAAAUGGCUAUCGAGGCAGGAGAAGGGAUUGCCUCGUCAGAUCAAACACACGCGGAUUACAUCGAGCCUAUCUAUUCGAAAGGAACCUCCAGACGAAUCUAUGGCGAGCUUUACAAGGUCAUUGAUUCAUCGGACGUGGUUCUCCAUAUUCUCGACGCGCGAGACCCCCUCGGGACGAUGUGCCAAAGUGUGCUAGACUACAUCAAGAAAGAGAAGGCGCACAAGCAGGUGGUGCUAGUGAUCAACAAAUGCGAUUUGGUGCCAAACUGGGUAACGGCUCGCUAUAUUCAACACCUCACACCUAAAUAUCCCACCAUCGCCUUCCACGCCUCGCCGAACCACUCCUUCGGAAAGGGUUCUCUUAUCCAGCUGCUUCGUCAGUUCUCACAAUUACACUCGGACAAAAAACAGAUAUCUGUUGGAUUCAUUGGCUAUCCUAAUGUUGGCAAAAGUAGUGUAAUCAAUACCCUCAAAAGCGGCAAGGUAUGCCGCGUCGCCCCAGUACCUGGAGAGACCAAGGUCUGGCAGUACAUCACGCUCACGCGUCGAAUCUAUCUUAUAGACUGUCCUGGUAUCGUCCCUGCGUCUGCGCACGACUCGCAAACCGCAGUCGUCCUAAAAGGCGUGUUGCGCGUGGAAGCCCUCCCCUCCCCUUCAGAACAUAUACCCGCACUCCUCAGCCGCAUCAAGCCUUUGUACCUCGCGAGAACCUACGAUAUUUCGCUACCAGAUCCAGAUGAUCAAACUCGUGGAUGGGAGGCCGAGGAGCUUCUCGAUAAACUCGCCAGAAUGAAGGGCCGUCUGCUCAAGGGCGGCGAACCGGAUCGCGAGGGUGUCGCGAAAGUUUUGCUCAGUGAUUGGGUGCGCGGCCGCAUACCAUACUUCGUCGCCCCGCCGGAGCGGUCGGAAGAGUUGAAUGAGAAGGAGGCCAAAGCCGCCAAGUUCGGGAAAAAGGGUAAAGGCAAGGAGCGCGCCACGGACGGCGAUACUGUACCGGGAGUGAAGCAAAACCUGGGUUCGAUCAUGCAGAAAAAUACGUUUGUUGGGGAGGACGCGAGACCUCUAGAGGUGACUACAACUGAAGGGGAUGUCGAGGUCGAGGCCGACGAUGGCGAUGAAGAAGCAGUGCCCAGCGAAGACGACGAAUCAGAGGAAGAUUUGGCCUGGGGGGAUGUAUUUACUGAGGAUGCUGUUGCGGCGAGUUCAGAGGGGGCCUCCAGCUCAGAACCUAUACAAGUCCAAGCCACUAAUAUCCACUCGUCCGAUGAAGAUCCUGAGGAACAGGAAGGAGCCGAUCCGUCCCCACAAAAGGAGUCUCGUAUGAAGACUAACAAGAAAAAAGCCGUGAACUUCUACACGACUGCGAACGUCAAGAACAAGAAUCGGAGCAAAGCAGCACUCUUGAAGUCGCUGCAGGGCAAGAAGGGAGAGGCAGAGGUGAAGCGGCGACGGAAGCAAUGA
Heterobasidion irregulare TC 32-1 is the source of this 1998-nucleotide messenger RNA. RefSeq lists its product as uncharacterized. The coding region runs from base 1 to 1998 and encodes 665 amino acids. Gene Ontology annotation, molecular function: GTP binding. The record is from RefSeq and is a predicted model, not a curated record. Lineage: Eukaryota; Fungi; Basidiomycota; Agaricomycetes; Russulales; Bondarzewiaceae. The transcript is spliced from 7 exons. Gene Ontology annotation, cellular component: nucleolus.